GAGUGGCAGACGAAAAAUAUCCAAUGCAAGCGCGGGCCAGCGAUGUGCGCAUGCGAUUGCCAAGAUCGUCGGCCAGGGAUUCCAGGGCUUCCAGAAGCCCUUCGUCCUCCGUGAGGGCCUUCCAUCACAGGGGCGAGCUGCCGACCAAAGAUGUUCCGGAGAUCGUGACGGACCUCCUAGAUGGCGACUCCCAGAGGGAUGAUGCCAUGAGCGCGGCCAUGGUGCUGCAAUGCAUCGAGGUGGUUCUCACGAAGAUCCAGCGGACGCCUGGCAGGGUGCUGCACUUGGAGCGCCUGCUGGCGCCGGUGGCCUCCGCGGCGGCACGGGAGCUGCAGGUGGGCAAGCAACGGCGACCCCAUUUGCUCAGCGUGGUCGAGGUGAACCAGGAGCGUUUGCAGCAGCACCUCGCUGCCCAAGCGCGCAGCGCCGAGAGGCGUUCGGAGCAGGAGCGCAGCUUCCGCCUGCUGUACGAGGAGCUGGACCACAGGCUCGAAGAGGCGGCACAGCGGCGCGGCCAUGAGGAGGCGUUGCUUCGGAGCUGCGGGGAGCGGCUGGCGGAGCUGCAGCAGCGCCGCGCGGAGGCCCUGGAGAAGCGGCGCCAGGAGCAAGCCAAUCGCCGGGCCUUGCUGCACUUCACCCAGGAGGCCACUUUGUCACAUCUGGCAACUCUGAGGUCCUCAUACGACCAGGAGAUGCAGGAGAUAGGACAGAUCAAAGAGGAGGGCGCCCUUCUGGCACACCAGCAGAGCGUGGCGCUGCUAGAGAUUGCGGACUUGCCGGAGAUGGAGGAUCUUGCCAGCAGCCUUGAGGCGAAACGAGCCAGCCUCCAAGAGGAGAUGCAGAUGCUGCUGGCCUCUUCAUCCGGCCGCAACAGGGCCUCAAUGGCACCGCAGCGGAAGUCCACGGUGCGGAAGUCAUCCUGAGUCCCUCGCAGCGCUCGUACCACUGAUGCCUCGGAAACGGAGACAUCAGCCUGGCUGCGGAC
This is a messenger RNA of Effrenium voratum, 985 nucleotides long. The record is from the annotation of a GenBank genome assembly. Lineage: Eukaryota; Dinophyceae; Suessiales; Symbiodiniaceae.